UAACAUAGACAAAAGAGAGAGAAAACGUCAUAGAUAUUUCUAUAGCUAUCAAUUUGAAGCAUUAUUAAAUACUAUCAGUGAAGAUGGUGAGUACAGUGGGCUCGAGAGUGGAAAGCUUAGCCAAGAGUGGUAUCCAAACAAUCCCAAAGGAGUACGUGAGGCCAGAAGAAGAACUGAUAAACAUGAGUGUCGACGUGUUUGAAGAAGAGAAGAAGCAGGAAGGGCCUGAGGUUCCAACAGUGGACUUGAGAGAGAUGGACUCACAGAAUGAGGAGGUGCGAAGGAGUUGCAGAGAGAGGUUGAAGAAAGCAGCAGAGGAAUGGGGAGUGAUGCAGCUGGUGAAUCAUGGAAUCCCAAUGGAGCUCAUGAAUCGGCUCAAGAAAGCUGGCGAGACUUUCUUCGCUUUGCCCAUAGAGGAAAAGGAGAAGUAUGCCAAUGAUCAGAGCUCUGGGAAUGUUCAAGGCUAUGGAAGCAAGCUUGCCAACAAUGUCAGUGGACAGCUUGAGUGGGAAGAUUACUUCUUCCACCUUAUUUUCCCCGAACACAAGCGUGACUUGUCCAUCUGGCCUAAAACACCCUCUGACUACACUGAGGUUACAAGCGAGUAUGCAAGGCAUCUGAGGAAGCUUGCGAGCAAGAUUCUGGGAAUGCUGUCACUUGGACUCGGACUAGAAGAAGGAAGGCUAGAGGAAGAAGUUGGAGGAAUGGACGAGCUUUUACUCCAGAUGAAGAUCAACUAUUACCCAAUUUGCCCUCAGCCUGACAAGGCUCUUGGAGUUGAAGCUCACACUGAUGUAAGUUCACUCACUUUCCUUCUUCACAACAUGGUGCCGGGGCUGCAACUUUUCUACGCCGGAAAAUGGGUGACGGCGAAAUGCGUGCCGGAUUCCAUCCUCAUGCACGUCGGAGACACCAUUGAGAUUCUGAGCAAUGGCAACUACAAGAGCAUUCUUCACAGAGGCCUCGUGAACAAGGAGAAGGUAAGGAUCUCUUGGGCUGUGUUCUGUGAACCACCCAAAGAGACAAUUAUUCUGAAGCCACUUCCUGAGCUUGUCAUUGAUUCACAACCUGCUCGUUUCCCUCCUCGCACUUUCUCUCAGCAUAUUCAACACAAGCUGUUCAGGAAAACUGAGCAACUAGUACCUGAUGAUGACGACCAGCCUAAUUAAUUAAUGGGUUAAAAGACCUUUUUUUUUCUAUUAACUUUUUUUUGUUAAGGAAUCGUUGGGUGCACUAAAUUAAAAGAGAGGAGUACAUAUCUCCUUAAAUAAUUUUUUCAUGACCAAAAUUUCUUUUCCUCUAGAGAUCCACCAUCUUGUUAUAUGUUGGCCUAUAAUAGUUGUGGGAUACCCACACAAUAAUAAUAAGACAUUUUGACUAAUUUUGUCAUUAUUCACCGCUGAAAUCAGGCUUAGUUGCUGCCAUUCUCAUUGUGAUUUCUAUCCCCUUUAAACCAUAUUAGAUGGUUAACAUGAAUUAAAAUAUCUUGUUGUUAUUGUACGUGAAUCCCACAGCUAUUCCAUGUUAAUAAAUAAUAAAGGAGAUGCUGGCUUUCUAAUAAAAAAAGUAAUUUUGGUUCUGAAAAAUUGUUUAGAGAAUAUUACACUACUUUUAAUACAUGAUGCUCGGCGUUCUUAAGAAAAAGUUUAGAAAGAAAAAUGACUUUCAAUCCCAUUUGAAAUUAUUGCUAUAUUUGAUUCUCUCCUAUGUUGCUGUAUGUGCGCUACGUAAUAGCACUGUCCAGUUUUGCUUUCGUGAUGAUAUUUGUCUCUUGUGGUUCAUCUUCAUCUUUGGGUUUCCUUGUCGUCAUCAGUACUUUUCUAGUAAUAAAGAAUAUUAUUAUCCUGGUGUACCA
Molecule: messenger RNA, 1855 nt
Organism: Prosopis cineraria
Lineage: Eukaryota; Viridiplantae; Streptophyta; Magnoliopsida; Fabales; Fabaceae
Product: leucoanthocyanidin dioxygenase-like
Exons: 3
Coding region: 84-1169 (361 amino acids)
Source: RefSeq, a predicted model, not a curated record